Helianthus annuus (common sunflower) is the source of this 722-nucleotide messenger RNA. RefSeq names its product histone H2B-like. The coding region runs from base 200 to 628 and encodes 142 amino acids. The transcript has 3 exons. NCBI's taxonomy places the organism in Eukaryota, Viridiplantae, Streptophyta, Magnoliopsida, Asterales, Asteraceae. Gene Ontology annotation, molecular function: DNA binding; structural constituent of chromatin; protein heterodimerization activity. Gene Ontology annotation, cellular component: nucleosome. Gene Ontology annotation, biological process: nucleosome assembly. The record is from RefSeq and is a predicted model, not a curated record.
GCUCCUGCCCAAGUUGAAUUUAUAUUACAUAUUCUUUGCUUUGUUUUAAUUAUUUCUACUUGAUUUAUCUUAAACAUUCAUAUGUUUGUUUAUUAGGGUUAUUCCGAUGACAUUCUCUGUUUCACCCAAAUCAAUAAACAUUGAUAUGUUUGUUUAUUAGGGUUACUCUGAUGUCAUUCUCUGUUUCACCCAAAUCAAGAUGGAGCGAUGGCGGCCAAAGGUAGCUGAUUCCAAAAAUGCUUUAUCCAAAGUGAAAGCACGGGCAGAGAUGAAGCCAAAGGCCGGAAAGAAACUGCUGAAAGAAGCCGAAGCCGUAACCGCUGAUAAGAAGAAGAAGAGAACGAAGAAGAGCAUGGAGACGUACAGGAUCUACAUCUUCAAGGUGUUGAAGCAGGUUUAUCCUGACAUUGGAAUCUCCAACAAGGCGAUGGGAAUCAUGAACAGUUUCAUCAAAGAUAUCUCCGAGAAACUCGCUCAGGGGAGUUCCAAGCUUGCAAGGUACAACAAGAAGCCCACCAUCACCUCACGGGAGAUUCGGAUCGCGGUGCGCCUUGUUCUUCCCGGUGAAUUCGCGAAACACGUUGUUUCUGAAGGCACAAAGGCGGUCACCAAAUUUACUAGCUCUUAGGGGUUUUAAAAUAUUAGUUGUUUUAGGGUUUCGAGUCUCUAAAUUUGUAUUUCAUUGAAUCUGUUUGUUCAGUACAAAGUUAAUGAAAUAUCAU